Messenger RNA from Penicillium alfredii, 1662 nucleotides. RefSeq names its product putative prenylcysteine lyase. The record is from RefSeq and is a predicted model, not a curated record. NCBI's taxonomy places the organism in Eukaryota, Fungi, Ascomycota, Eurotiomycetes, Eurotiales, Aspergillaceae. Gene Ontology annotation, biological process: prenylcysteine catabolic process; prenylated protein catabolic process. Gene Ontology annotation, molecular function: prenylcysteine oxidase activity. The coding region runs from base 1 to 1662 and encodes 553 amino acids. The transcript has 2 exons.
AUGUCGGUGUUUAUAUCAAGAAGCCCGCUCUGGCUUUUGUACUCGAUAGCGACAUUGCUUCUCGUUUCGAUUGCCGAUGGGAUAGAGCAGCACCCAUUGCAAUCGGCUACAGAUGUUGCUCCUAAACGUGUGGCAGUGAUAGGAGCCGGCGCCGGAGGCUCGUUUACAGCAUACCAGCUGCGCAAGCACGCAGAUGAGUCCGGCAUUCCAGUCAAUAUCACUGUAUACGAGCGGGCUUCAUAUAUUGGGGGUCGCUCGACCACCGUGAAUGCAUUCGACGACCCAGCCCUCCCCGUUGAGCUAGGCGCUUCCAUCUUUGUCCAGGUCAACGUCAACCUGGUUAACGCCUCGCGCGACCUCGGCCUUACAGUCCGUGCAGCAGAUCACACGCGACCCAAGGAAGCCGCCGAGAGCAUUGGGAUCUGGGAUGGAUCCCAGUUCGUAUUCUCAUUGAAAAACACCUAUAACUGGUGGAACAUCGCUCGGCUCUUCUGGCGGUAUGGGCUGGCGCCUCUGCGCACCCAGAACCUGGUGAAGAGCGUCGUAGGGCGGUUUCUACGGCUUUAUAACGCGCCUUUUUUCCCCUUCCGUUCGCUGUCUGAGGCGGCCGCUGCGGCGGAUCUGCUGAAUACUACCGCAUCCUCGGGUGAUGAUUUUCUCCAGGGUAACCAGAUCUCGUCGUUGUUCGCUAGGGAAAUAAUCCAAGCGAGUACCAGAGUCAACUAUGGACAGAAUUUACCGCUGAUCCAUGGUCUGGAGUCGAUGGUGUGUAUGGCCACGGAUGGGGCUGUCUCCAUAGAGGGCGGCAACUGGCAGAUCUUUGAUGGCGCUCUCCGAGCCUCGAGGGCAGAUAUCAGACUAAACACCAGCGUCACAGCGAUCCAGCGUAAUGAGGACGGCACUGUGCGCAUCACAACGGAACCCAGUAGGAAGAUCAACUUCGCACAGCCAUCGGAGCAAGCCGUCUUCGACGAAGUGGUUGUUGCCGGUCCUCUGCAGUACUCGGACAUCUCUAUCUCCCCUCCACUUCCGCAAACGCCAGAUGAGAUCCCAUAUGUCAAGCUGCACGUCACGCUCCUCGCUUCUCCACACCGAAUAUCAUCACGAUUCUUCGGUCUAAACGACUCUAAUGCCCACGUCCCUGAAACCAUCCUAACAACACUCCCGGAGGGUCUGGAUCUGGGCUCAAACCCAGCAGGCGUGGGCCCUGCCCGUUUCUGGAGCAUCAGCACCCUCCGCACCGUGAGCCGACCCGUCACCAAAGACAACGAGGAACAAGGGCAGCAGCAAUACGUGUACAAGAUCUUCUCUCCCGAACGGCCAUCGGCCGAGUUCAUUGCCCAGAUUCUCGGGCUGGACUCCUACGAUGGUACGAUAAACCCUAAUGCCACUAUCGGGGAUCUUCCUAAGAGCGACGUCACCUGGUUCCACGAGAAGAUUUGGAACCCUUAUCCUCUGUUGUAUCCGCGGGUGACGUUCGAAGACACCGUCUUGGCUCCGGGUAUUUGGUAUACCAGUGGGAUCGAAAGCUUUAUCUCGACUAUGGAGACUAGUGCGCUGAUGGGCCGUAAUGUGGCGACGCUUAUGUUCCAGGCGUGGCAGAAGGAAGGCGAGCAGAUGCAUGCUGGCUCUUCGUCCAAUUGGGGAAAGACCGAGCUUUGA